This is a messenger RNA of Drosophila arizonae, 1777 nucleotides long. RefSeq names its product Glycerol-3-phosphate acyltransferase 4 (gene Gpat4). The record is from RefSeq and is a predicted model, not a curated record. Gene Ontology annotation, molecular function: glycerol-3-phosphate O-acyltransferase activity. Gene Ontology annotation, biological process: triglyceride biosynthetic process. NCBI's taxonomy places the organism in Eukaryota, Metazoa, Arthropoda, Insecta, Diptera, Drosophilidae. Gene Ontology annotation, cellular component: endoplasmic reticulum.
GGUUAGACAGUUUAAUUUAUUUUGCCGACUAUUCAUGACUUAGUUGAUAUAAAUAAAUAAGGAACURAAAUCGAAGUAGAAUGUUAUACGGAAUAUUAAGUCUGUGCUGGAUUCCGUUAGCGGGAUUUGUUUCAUUCUUGAUCAUUUUAUCUGCUAUCAACAAAUCUAUUGGAGUGCGAAGGGCAUACGUGAAACUCCUUCUAAGGAUAUUUGAGUACGGCCGUAACAGCAUAGAAUCGGCGUCAAAUGAAAAUCUGAAGAACCCCAAUGAAAAGACGGCUGAAGAUCAGAACUCACAGGUGGAGCUAGUGAAUGGAUUAGACGCAAAAGAAUCAACAACUGGAGCAGUGCUUAUCAACCGGGAUGCUGUUUUGCUACCCCAGCCUCAAGAGCUAAAUCAUGAUAAGCCCAAUUCAAUAAAAAAGGAGGAAAUAAACUUCGAUUUUGAAAAUUGCUUAGAUUAUGUGAAAGCUGGAGUCGAAGCGAUUAUCGAAGAUGAUGUUACCUCAAGGUUUCAGGCUGAAGAGCUUAAGAACUGGAAUAUGCUGACGCGAACAAAUCGACAUUAUGAAUUUAUAUCAUGGAAAAUAACAUUGAUAUGGGUGGUUGGAUUUGCAGUGCGAUAUAGUAUAUUGAUGCCACUGCGCGUAUUCGUUUGCUUUGUCGGAGUUGUAUUUGCAGUUAUUUCAAAUGCAUUUGUGGCCCUAGUACCCUAUCGAUUUUUGCGGCGCCCCUUAGCGGAUUUAUGUUUUAAAAUAACCUUCCGUCUCAUAUCAAGCUCUUUGUCAGCAGUUAUAACAUUUCACAAUAAGCAAUAUAAGCCCACAUCUACUGGGUUUUGCGUAGCCAAUCAUACCACGCCCUUUGACGUCGCAAUACUCUCUACAGAUUGUACAUUUUCCUUGGUAGUGUGGUUGACAGCAUGCACAGCAGCUGUGGGAAAUCUUAAGGAUGGCGAAAGAAAACGCGCUAUUGUGAAUAAGGUGCUGGGGCAGUGCUUUGGCCUCCUGUCCAGUGCCAUUUCAGCAGUUAUAACUUAUCAUAAUGAGGAUAAUCGACCGUCAUCGACAGGUAUUUGUGUGGCGAAUCAUACAAGCCCCAUAGACGUACUCGUACUGAUGUGUGACACAACCUAUUCUCUGAUUGGUCAACGACAUGGUGGAUUCCUUGGCGUCUUGCAAAGAGCGCUGGCAAGAGCAUCUCCUCACAUUUGGUUUGAAAGAGGCGAAGCUAAGGAUCGUCACUUGGUUGCCGAAAGACUAAAACAGCAUGUGUCAGAUCCUAGCAAUCCGCCAAUUCUGAUAUUCCCGGAAGGUACUUGCAUCAACAAUACGUCCGUUAUGCAGUUUAAGAAGGGUAGUUUCGAAGUGGGCGGCGUUAUAUAUCCCGUUGCCAUAAAAUACGAUCCCAGAUUUGGCGAUGCAUUUUGGAACAGCUCCAAAUACUCAAUGAUGCAAUAUCUUUACAUGAUGAUGACGUCGUGGGCAAUUGUGUGCGACGUUUGGUACUUGCCGCCCAUGUAUAGGCAGGAAGGCGAGUCGGCGAUAGAUUUUGCCAAUCGUGUCAAAGGUGUUAUAGCCAAACAAGGCGGUUUGGUUGAUUUGGUAUGGGAUGGCCAGCUGAAACGGAUGAAACCGAAGAAGGAAUGGAGAGAAAUACAACAAAUUGAAUUUGCAAAUCGAUUAAAAUCGGAUUGACGUUUCAGUUAAACACUUAUUAUGUUAUUAUUUGUAAUUUACAAUGGAGAAAAUGUAAAAAUAAAUGACUUUUACCAAAA